This is a messenger RNA of Labrus mixtus (cuckoo wrasse), 3000 nucleotides long. RefSeq names its product rho-related GTP-binding protein RhoA-C-like. The transcript has 5 exons. Gene Ontology annotation, molecular function: GTPase activity; GTP binding. The record is from RefSeq and is a predicted model, not a curated record. Gene Ontology annotation, biological process: small GTPase-mediated signal transduction; stress fiber assembly; cell migration. Gene Ontology annotation, cellular component: cleavage furrow; dendritic spine. NCBI's taxonomy places the organism in Eukaryota, Metazoa, Chordata, Actinopteri, Labriformes, Labridae. Bases 99 to 680 code for a protein of 193 amino acids.
UUCUCAUUGGUUGAAAGUAUGCGGUGUGGGCGGGCUCAAUCUUCGUGGCACUGUCGGGGGGCGGGACUGUGAGGUGCAACAGGAAAAACUCAAGAAAGAUGACUGCAAUCAGAAAGAAACUCGUGAUUGUUGGAGACGGAGCGUGUGGAAAAACCUGCCUCCUCAUAGUUUUCAGCAAAGAUCAGUUCCCUGAAGUUUACGUGCCCACAGUGUUUGAAAACUAUGUGGCAGACAUUGAGGUGGAUGGUAAACAGGUGGAGCUGGCUCUCUGGGACACGGCAGGUCAGGAGGACUACGACAGACUGAGGCCUCUCUCCUAUCCCGACACAGACGUCAUACUCAUGUGUUUCUCCAUCGACAGCCCCGACAGUUUGGAGAACAUUCCAGAGAAGUGGACUCCUGAGGUGAAACACUUCUGCCCCAACGUGCCCAUAAUCCUCGUAGGAAACAAGAAAGACCUGCGAAAUGAUGAGCACACACGCCGAGAGCUGGCCAAGAUGAAGCAGGAACCGGUGAAAUCAGAAGAAGCGAGGGAUAUGGCAAACCGGAUCAACGCCGCUGGUUACCACGAGUGCUCAGCCAAGACGAAGGACGGCGUGAGGGAGGUGUUUGAGAUGGCCACCAGGGCUGCGCUAGAGAGCAAGAAGCGAGGCAAGAAGGGCGGCUGCGUUCUGCUUUAGAGCAUCUGUUCACUCAGGGUUAAAUGGGAGGGAGGGGAUUGCCUGCUCUGUGGGCACAGCUGAGCAAGGCACUCAGGGGAGGUGGGAGAAAAUCAAACCAGGCCAAAGGGACUAAAGGAGGGUUAAACGCAGAAGAAAAGGGACAUUGAAGUCCAAGGUUAUAGCUUUUAGCUUUUAAAUACUGUACUCAAGUGUGUCAGGAUUUAUCAACCUCAAAUUAAGAGAAUGAAAAGCGAAGGGGGGAGGGCGAGUACUGUAAGGUUUUUCCAGUACGAAUGGGGGUAGUGUGGGGGUCUGUGAUGGUUUGUUUAAAGCCGUUUUCACACGUGCACUCCUGAAAAUCCCUAGAAAAUUUCCGACAGGCUGACCCUAAAAUCUUAAUGAGUUAUUUCACACAUCCACCUCUGUGGGAGAUUUUCCCCGUCAGAGGCGAGGGGUGGGAUCAACGCAGAGAUGGCAGACGAAGCAACAGAAUCAGACGCCAUGAGGACAAUCUAUGCCUUCAUUCCAGUGCUACAUGUUAUUGGAUUUAUUCACGGUAUCAACAAACGAGCAGAAAACAUAAACAAACAGAAAAUAUAAUGAAGCCGUUUCACUGCAAUCAGUAAAAUAAGCUGAAUGUAUCCUGCUGCGUUUUCACAUCAGCUAACCCCGACUUCAUGCCGUAAACCUACAAGGGGGGCUGGCAGGAAGAAUUCCAGGUAGAGUUGGGGCCAAAAAUUCCGACUUUUGUUGCAGCUCACCCCGGCAAAUUUCAGGAAAUUUCCAGGAGUUUGUGUGUACGUGUGAAAGCGCUGACCAGGAGAUCAGGUCCAGCAGAGGGUCUCUGUCAGUGUGGCUGUACCUUUCUUUUAGUUUCUGCUUUCAGUCUAUGAAAUUAUUCUCCUUUAGCUACCUUCAAAAACACUCCAACAUUACCGUAAACGGACCACUUGUACUUUAAAGAUCUUGGCGUUUGAUUGAUGGCAUUAUUGGAUUACAGGACGGUGAUGAGACCAGCUUUUUUGAGCUUCUUACUGAAUGGCUCAGUCUUAUUGCAGACUGUCAAACACACUGUAUAUGGUUGGGUUAUAAAGGGUUGAUAAGGUUGUAUUUUCCUCUUACUGUAAAUUCUCAAAUAGCAGCAAAGCCCUGAGCAGACCCCCCCACACCUAACAUACACACACACACACACACAUAUAUAUAUAUAUAUAAAGGGCUGUAUUAGAGAAAAGCCUUUACUUCAUUAUAUCUUAAGAGAAGCCGCCAUGUUUACUGAGCUGCUUGUCUUUUCAUUUUCUGUUGAUGCGUAACUUCUUCCAUUUUCACCUCUAGCCUUGAAAUGUUCAUUGAUCUUAAAUUCCCUGCAGCAUCGUUUCCAGUCUCACAGAUUUUAGUCACUGAAUUGAAGUUGUUGGUUUUUUUUUUUUUUAGAUUUAUAUUUUGGCUUUUUGUGCCUUUAUUGGAGAGACAUUGGCAACGUUUCAGGGUGGAAUCAUUGCCAAUGUAUUUGUGGAUUUUAGAAAGUGUCGUCUCCUCUGCUCUGUUUGUAAGAGACAAACGCAACGCAAAACGUCUUUACGAGACGACAAAAGUACUCGAGAGACAUUAGUACUCAACCGCUGGACCGCUGCUGCUCUCUCUCUUUGUCUCACGUGCAGCUUGUGAUUUAAAUUAUGACUGAAAAUCGUUUUAAAACCUUUGCUAGUUUUCGAUAUGUUCUAUCAUUAAAAACAGAGAUUACAUCGUUUGAAAAUGUGAUCUAUCUUAAAGUAUCAUCAAACAUUUUGACCACGCUAUUGCCCAUUCAUUUUCACGGUCUUGUUGCCAGUGGUGCAAGUGCUUCAAAAUAAGAGCCUCUACUGCAGGCUUUUAUUUUGAAGCAUGAGCAGGAACAGGUUAAUUUCAGUGUCCAUAACCUGACCGGUGUUAGGAACUGCAAAUCUAAGCGACUGAUAUGGAGCUAAUAGGCGAGUUUGUUGCUGUGGAGAUGUACACGGUGCUGAAUCCUUUGAGACAUUACAUCCUGCCCUCCCUCCGUCACUCAGCUAUUAUUUUUUUGUCUUGCCUUGAUUUUCUUUGUUCACUGAUUGUGUUUCUCUUUUGGUCUUCUGUUGUAUUUUAUUUUAACGUGAUGUGAUAUUCUACUGGCUUACAUUGUAUUAUUUGCACACAACUCAAAUCACAGAGGUCAGUUUGGUAUUUACCGUUUGGAGCAGAAUGUCAAAUAAUGAAAUCACAACUGUUCAAUGAGAGGAUUAUUCUUUUAUAUACAAACGUCUCCUCCAGGUGUCUUUUUAUGUAUUCUAAAGGAAAUAAAUCCUAACUGCUAAUGACCAAA